AUGAGUAAAGGCUUUGGACAAAUAACCAAUAGCAAAUGGUUAGUCAAUUCCUAUCCCAACGCUCUCAGAUACACUGGGCCCUCGUCAUCAAUCUCCAAGGUUGCUUACGCCAGUCUGCCCGAUGCCCCAUAUGCCUCUAUUUUUAAUGUCGCUCCUCUGGCCUCACAAACGUGCCAGGGCUGUGAUGCAUAUGCAUCGGGGGCUGAUCUCCAAUAUGACUACUAUGGUGUGUCCCAGUGUGAUAAUGCCAGCAAAUUUUACGAUGUGACCGUGGAAAGCUUGAUACUGUGGAAUCCGUCUCUACAGAGUGCCAGCACAAGCAGUAACUCGUCGACCAACUUGGAAGAUGGUUCCUUUUCUAAGCAGUUCAGCUACUGUAUGGACAAUCCUACCAUUAGCGCAACUGCGUCUGUUUCUGGAAGCCGUGCCUCUACGCCUUUGCCAACCGCUACCAAACAUUGA
Messenger RNA from Penicillium crustosum, 462 nucleotides. RefSeq lists its product as uncharacterized. The record is from RefSeq and is a predicted model, not a curated record. NCBI's taxonomy places the organism in Eukaryota, Fungi, Ascomycota, Eurotiomycetes, Eurotiales, Aspergillaceae. Bases 1 to 462 code for a protein of 153 amino acids. The transcript has a single exon.